AGCUCAGAGGCAGCCGCUCAGCCCGUCUCUCUUGUGGACUGUAAAUGGGAUGAACGACCGCCUGAUUCCCUCUCCGAACCCGCAUCUGUCCUGCACCUUCGUGUCUGACUCUCUGACGAUUUGGAAAGUAAGCUUUCUCUCCAGCUACGACUGUGGACAGAAAACGAGAAGUCAAAAGAAGGGCAUCGGCUCAAACAGUGGGAUAAUAAAGUUAUCAGUCUUGUUGUAAAGUUUCCUUAGAGAAAACGUACGCCAUGGUCACCUUCCUAAGGAGUUUGCUCUGGAUACUUGUGUUGUCGCCCAGUCUGAAAUGUGAAGAUAAUCUGGGCCUCUCAGUAGGCAUAGGUGGUGUGGCUGAAGCUCAGAGUGGAGCUGCGCCAACAGUCGAAGGAUAUUUUUUGGAGUUCCAGGAGCCAGUCAACAACAUCACCCUCUUUCAGGGGCAGACAGCCACCCUUCAUUGCAAAGUGGCAGGAAAUCCUCGACCGUCUAUCCGCUGGCUGAAGAAUGAUGCCCCUGUAGUACAGGAACAGGGACGCAUAACCAUCCGCAAGACAGAGGCAGGCUCAAAGCUCCGCAUCCAGGACCUGGACACAACAGAUACGGGCUAUUAUCAGUGUGUUGCAUCUAACUCAGUCAAAGUCAUUUCUGCCACAGGUGUUCUUUAUGUCAAACUAGGACAGAUGCCCACACGAGGCCCAGCUGAACCGUCACGUGAAAAACAUUUUUGCCAGCCAUAUCGAGGCAUUGCCUGUGCUCGAUUCAUCGGUAACCGCAGUAUCUAUGUUGAGUCUCUGCAGAUGCAAGGGGAGAGUGAAAACCGCAUUACAGCUGCCCUCACUAUGAUUGGAACAUCCACCCACCUGUCUGAUCAGUGCUCUGAGUUUGCCAUCCCAUCCUUCUGCUACUAUGUCUUCCCUCUGUGUGAUGAGCAAUCUCGGGGCCCUCGGCGCCGUCAACUCUGUAGAGAUGAGUGCGAGGCGCUGGAGAAUGACCUUUGUCUUGCUGAGUACACCAUUGCCAGAUCGAAUCCUAUGUUACUCAUGCAGCUUGAGCUCCCAAGCUGCCACUUGCUGCCACAGCCAGGAACACCUGCUGCAGCUUCCUGUAUGAGGAUAGGAGUACCACCAGAAAAAUUGGGUUCAUAUUCCCCCUCAGAUCACAGCUGCUAUAAUGGAAGUGGAGUUGACUACAGGGGCACAAUCAGCAUCACUAAAUCUGGUCACUACUGCCAGUCAUGGAGCGCUCAGUACCCUCACAGUCACCACCUGUCCCAGGAGUAUCCUGAGCUCUGGGGAAGUCAGAACUUCUGUCGUAAUCCAGGAGGACUAAUGCAGGCACCCUGGUGCUUCACCCUGGACCCUCUGGUCAGGGUGGACUUAUGUGAAAUCCAGCCCUGCAAGCCACAAGAAAACCCCAGGAAGGAGAUCCUGUUUAUUUUAAUACCUGCAGUUGCCAUCCCAUUGGUUAUCGCUUGCCUUUUCUUUCUGGUUUGCUUGUGUCGCAAUAAACACAAGGCUUCAAAUGACACACCACCUCGUUCCCAGCUCAGCAGCUCACCCUCCCAGGACACGGAGCUGUCGCCCCUGAAUCAUCAAAAACAACAGGCGAAGCUGCGUGAGAUUAACAUGUCAGCAGUGCGAUUUAUGGAGGGGCUCGGUGAGGACCGGUUUGGCAAGGUGUACAAGGGCCACCUAUAUGGCACAGUACCUGGUGAGCAGACCCAAGUGGUGGCCAUAAAAACUUUAAAGGACAAGGUAGAUUCUGCUCUUUGUGAGGAAUUUCACCAUGAAGCUAUGGUCCGUUUCCAUCUGCAGCACCCAAACAUUGUUUGUUUGCUUGGCGUGGUCACCAAAGAGCAGCCAAUGAGCAUGAUUUUCACCUAUUCCAGCCUUGGUGACUUGCAUGAGUAUCUGGUAAUGCGCUCCCCUAACUCAGAUGUUGGCAGCUCAGAUGAUGACAAGACAAUCAAAUCCACUCUAGAGCAAGCUGAUUUUAUUCAUGUUAUCACCCAGAUUGCUUCUGGAAUGGAGUACCUUUCCAGCCACCAGAUAGUCCAUAAAGACCUUGCUGCUCGAAACAUUCUUGUGUUUGAAAAACUCGGUAUCAAAAUCCUGGAUCUUGGGCUAUUCAGAGAUGUUUACUCUGCUGAUUACUACAGUCUCAUGGGAACAAGUCCUUUCCCUAUUCGUUGGAUGUCCCCAGAAGCUAUUAAGCAUGGCAAAUUCUCCACCGACUCUGACAUCUGGUCUUAUGGAGUGUUGCUGUGGGAGAUAUUCAGUUAUGGUCUUCAGCCAUAUUGUGGCUACUCUAACCAGGAUGUAAUUGACAUGGUGCGCAGCCACCAGUUACUGCCCUGUCCAGAUGACUGCCCGUCCUGGAUUUACACCCUUAUGUUGGAGUGUUGGAGUGAAGUCCCAGCCCGGAGAACUCGCUUCAAAGACAUCCAUGCACGUCUGCGCUCCUGGGAGAGCCUGUCCAACUAUAAUGGCUCUGCUCAGGUGUCUGGCACUAGCAAUAAUACUACCCAGACCAGCUCUCUUAGCACCAGCCCUGUUAGCAACCUUAGCAUAAAUACAACAAGUGCAUCAAGAUACACCAGCCCUAAAAAGAGCUCACCAUUCCAUCAGCCCCAAUUCAUGCCAAUAAAGGGUCAACUACAUCGGCCAAUGGUGCCCCCACAGCUCUACAUCCCUGUCAAUGGAUAUCACCCAAUUCCAGCUUACCCAUACCUGCAGAACUUUUACCCCAUGCAAAUACCGAUGGCAAUGCCACACCAGCAGAUCCACCACCCACAACAAAUGGUUACCAAAGCAGGUUCUCAGCAUAGUGGCAGUGGAUCCACAUCUACAGGAUAUGUGACCACUAUCCCUUCCAACACUUCUGCCACAGAGAGAACAGCAAUGGUAAAUGAGGACUCUAAGACCAACGAUGAAGAAUUGGCUGAUGGGGCAUCAGAGGAAGGACUGAACCAAAAUGAGGACUUGGCAGUGCCAGAAACAGAAUUACUAGGUGAAAGUGAGGCUCCUCAGACUGAAGAAUUGGUGAUCCACUUGUCUGACACAUAAGUGAAGGACAGUAGAUCUGAAAUAAUAUGCCAGCUGUGCUAUUUUUGCCCAAAAUUCUAUGAACACAUUGAAUGAAGGGAACCAUUUUUCCACAACAGUGAAUAAAUGUCUUUGUAUAUGAUGUCCCAUGUUUGUACCUCUCAAACCCCUGUGUAAGUGAUGAAGUAAAAUGAAUUGUGCUAUUCCUCUUUUUUAAAUGUUGCCAUUUGGAAGAAGUGAUAUUCUUUCAGUUUCUGUGGAACAUAAAACUUGUUCUUAACUUUAGAAAAGUAUUUUAGAAUUUUUCUUUACAAUGGUAGAUUGUUUACCUUCUGUAAUGCUCCCGGUGUUACCAGAUUUUAAUUUUCACGUGCCAGUGAGACAGUUUGUGUGGAGUGUAAUAUGGAUGAUGAUCUUGCCGUCAGUGCCACCAUUAACUCUUGGAUGCCAUACCUUCGACUUACUAAUGGAAACUGAUUGUUAAACGAAGGCUGAGAAGAUUCCUAAAUGACUUUGUUCAUUGAAAUGAAAAAAUGUAUAUUUGAUAACUCAGAAGUGAAAAGUUUCUACUGUGCUGAACAAGUGUUUUGCUUAUGUGCAACUCUUGUACCCCCAAUUUUUAAGCUUGCUUUUUAUGUUAUCAUUGUAUUGUCUGACAAUGCAGAACAACAGUUUUAUGGUGUAUAGAACUGAUUCAGAAUUGAUUUUUUUUUUCAUUAAAAUGGUUGCGUAUAACACACAUUUCCAUCCAUCAAAACAAUAAAGGUUUACACCUGUAUUUUGAUAAUUUUCAGGCCAGAGACAGUUUUUAUUCCACAUGACACGUGUUCCAUGAAUUUGGUACUGUUAACAUUAACUUUUAUACCCAGCUGAAUAGAUCUGUAAUUUAUUACUUUGGUUUGAUUUUUUUUUUUAGGUUUUUUUUUUUAGCUUUUUUUUUUUUUUAGCUUUUUU
Molecule: messenger RNA, 4001 nt
Organism: Pelmatolapia mariae (spotted tilapia)
Lineage: Eukaryota; Metazoa; Chordata; Actinopteri; Cichliformes; Cichlidae
Gene: ror2
Product: receptor tyrosine kinase-like orphan receptor 2
Exons: 9
Coding region: 255-3068 (937 amino acids)
Biological process (GO): multicellular organism development; positive regulation of phosphatidylinositol 3-kinase/protein kinase B signal transduction; cell surface receptor protein tyrosine kinase signaling pathway
Cellular component (GO): signaling receptor complex; plasma membrane
Molecular function (GO): Wnt-protein binding; transmembrane receptor protein tyrosine kinase activity; ATP binding
Source: RefSeq, a predicted model, not a curated record